Messenger RNA from Aspergillus puulaauensis, 444 nucleotides. RefSeq lists its product as uncharacterized. The transcript has 5 exons. The record is from RefSeq and is a predicted model, not a curated record. Gene Ontology annotation, molecular function: transaminase activity; pyridoxal phosphate binding. NCBI's taxonomy places the organism in Eukaryota, Fungi, Ascomycota, Eurotiomycetes, Eurotiales, Aspergillaceae. Bases 1 to 444 code for a protein of 147 amino acids. Gene Ontology annotation, biological process: biosynthetic process; amino acid metabolic process.
AUGCACCCGGAGACGAACCCUGGCAGAUACGUUAGCUUGGGUGUUGCUGAGAACACUCUGAUGCAUGAGGAGAUAAUCGAGCAUAUGACCAAGAAUCUACUUGUCGCCUCUGGCGUGGGCCAGGCCAUUGAGCUUUCCGGAUUCUGUCUCCUCGACAAGGAUGAUGGCGUCCUGCUUGCCCGGCCGCACUAUGGUAAUUUCCCUAUCGACUUGGGCUACCGAGUCGGAGCUAAGAUUAUUGGCGUUUCCUUUGGAGAAACGGAUCCCUUCGUUCCUGAGACGGUGGGCAUUGACGAGAAGGCUCUCGCGGAUGCCCAACGUCCAGGCAUUCGUGUCAAGGCCUUUUUGCUAUGUAACCCGCAGAACCCCUUAGGUCGUUCCUACACUCGUGAGGUUCUCGAGGCGUAUAAGGCCUCUGUUGGAAUAUCCCAGUUACUGAGAUAA